Sporothrix brasiliensis 5110 is the source of this 3342-nucleotide messenger RNA. Its product is annotated as transcription factor. The transcript has 2 exons. Gene Ontology annotation, cellular component: transcription regulator complex. The coding region runs from base 1 to 3342 and encodes 1113 amino acids. Gene Ontology annotation, biological process: regulation of transcription by RNA polymerase II. NCBI's taxonomy places the organism in Eukaryota, Fungi, Ascomycota, Sordariomycetes, Ophiostomatales, Ophiostomataceae. The record is from RefSeq and is a predicted model, not a curated record. Gene Ontology annotation, molecular function: RNA polymerase II cis-regulatory region sequence-specific DNA binding; DNA-binding transcription factor activity, RNA polymerase II-specific.
AUGGAGGUCUCUAUGCCCGUGCUGCCUUCACAGCAUACCGACUACGCCGACGCUUCGGCCGUCGCCGCCGUUCGCCACCAUCGUCUUCCCCUUCAGGAAUCCACUGGCAAUGUGCAACCCCAUGCCAGCGGCCCCAACAGUGCCAGCAACAGCAACCCGGCCUCGGGCUACUGCUCUCCAGUCACCGCCGUGCCAGCCGUCGUCUCAUCGGCCGCACCCACAUCGCUGCCGCUUGUCUCAUGCACGCCAGCCUCUGCCACGCCCACACCUUCCAUUCCCACGCCUCCCAUUGUGCCUACGCAGUCGCUUGACCGCCAGCAGCAGAAUGCCUACCACCACAGCCAGCAGCAGCACCAGCACCAGCAGCAGAACCUGUACUCGGCAGGGUCCCUGGCCAAGCCUCUCUACCAGCAACCAUCACAACACCAUCACAACGAGCAGCAGCAGCUUCUGGCAAGACGCCAGUCGGCUGUCCGCCAUCACAAUGCGAGCAGCCUCGCAGGCCUGACCGGCCCCCUGGCGGGCAACAGCCUGCUCAGCAACACCUAUGGCCAUCCUGGUAUCCACUCAGUGACGGGUGGCGCCUCCAACAACACCGUCCUUGCGCUGCAGGUGGCCGCAGCGGCUCAGACCAACACGGAUGUCAACCCCAUCUACCUGUCGCCGCAGUUUCAGGCCUACCGCAAGAAGCAGGGUGAGAAGGACGACAAGACCGAGCAGAUCUGGCCGGACGUCCUGGAGGAUGCCUUCCUCGACGCUCUUCUGCUGAUCCCGCAGAUGGGCCGCAAGAAGUAUGCUAUGCGCGGCCAGCUGCAUGGUCGCAACAUGCUCAUCAGCGAGUACCUGUGGGUCGCCUACUGCCUGUCGCUGCCGCCUGGCGCGAAGCCCGACCGCAAGAUGGCCCGUGGCCGCAAGCAGGUCUCCAGCCACAUUCAGGUGCUCAAGAACUUUUUCAUCCACCAUCGCAAGGAAAAGAAGGAGGACAGCCGCAAGGACGUUGUCGAGAAGGAGUCCUUCAAGGACAACCCGGUCCUGCGCGCUCUCUUUGAGGGACGCCUGCCCGACGAGCGGCCCAACUACGAGUACUUUGGCCAGCUGCUGGCGUCUGAUGCCCUCGUGGCGGUCCGCCCCAGCCUCUGCUGGAUUCUCGUGUCUUCGUCCGCCGUCCGCUUCGAGAGCGAGGGCCACCGCCGCGGCGAGGCCUUCAAGAGCGAUGGUCUGCCCCUCGACGGCCGCAUGUACCCGCACCUCGGUCUCAACCUCAAGCGUGAGGAGUGGCCCGAGCGUGGCAAGAUCAUCCGCGGCACCCUGCUGCAGGAGUACACGCGCGCUCUCAGCCAGAAGGAGGCCAGCUCCGUCCGCGAGGUCUCCCAGGACUGGGAGGAGCGCUUCCCCGGUCCCAUGAUGGAUGCCCUGGACGGCAUUGUGCGCGACGACCUGCGCGACAUUCUGCACUUCCACGUCACCCUCGACGUCCAGGAGCCUGACCGGUUCCCCGAGGGCUCUGAGCUGAACAGCCUCGUCGAGGUCACCAUUGAGCAGCCCAACCUCCAGAACCACCGCUGGAAGUCGGUGACCCGCCUGGCUCGCCCCUGGGAGCUGAUGCCGAGCGGUGCCACCGCCGACGAGGGCACCAACGAUGCCGACCAGGUCCCCGUCUCGGUCAUCACGCGCGAGAUUGGUAACCAGUACAUGCACCGCCCUGGCUGCCACGGCGUUGGCAACGGCGGCCACUGCGACUGCUUCCACGGCUCGCGCCUGCGCCGCCAGCAGCUGGCCGUGCCCUUCCCGGCUCCCGAAUGGGCCACCAUGCUGAGCAUGCUCACCGGCUACCGCAAGCAUCCGCUGGAGCCCGAGAACGGCAGCGACGGCUCGGAGAUGUACACCACGACCCAGCGCGCCAGCUCCAUCAAGAAGAGCAGCAGCAGCAGCAGCAAGCGGUCCUCGUUCGGGUCGACCACGACGACCACGACGACCACCACCACCUCACGCCGCCAUAGCAACGAUGCUGGUGACGAGACGGGCGAUGAUAGCUUCGUGUCGACCUCAUCCUCGGGCAGCAACGGCAGCAGUGGUGCGCCUCCCACGCAGAUGGACCUGGUCCGCAACAUUGCCAUGCUCCAGGAGCUGUGGUCGUGCGGUCCUUCGUCGGCCACGACCACCUCGUCGCCGCCAAACGAUGGCGCCGCCGAUGGACAGACCUGGACGCGCCGCGCUGUGAUCCUGUGGACCUUUGAGACGAUCUACAGUGUUAACGAAAAGAAGAUGGAGGUGGUUAAGAGCCCCGCGGGCACUGGCUGGCGCUUCCUGACGACCAUUGACCCCACGUCGCAGUUCCACCAACAGCAGGCUCUCGUGACGCCGGCCAUCAAGGCUCAACAGCAGCAGCAGCAGCAGCAGCAGCAGCAGCAGGCAGCGAUACAGCAGGCCCAGGCCCAGGCCCGGUACCAGCCGCAGAUGCACACACCGGCACACCACCAGCAGAUGGGCUACCCCACGAGCCGCGACAACAUCAUGUCGCCGCACCCGGGCUACCAGCAGCAUCUCAACGCCGCUAUGAGCGAGCAUCUAAGCGGCGCGGCCUGGGAUCCCACCAUGGCAGCGGCUGUGGCUGCAGCCACCGGCUACAGCAGCAUGUCGACCACGACUGCCACUGGCUACAACCCCGCGGCUCCUGCUGGAACCGUCUACCGCCAGCACCACUCGCUGUCGCCGCAGGCACCGCAGCCCUAUGGCGUGCCGUCGCCUCUCAACCUGCUGGACACGUCGGCCGCAGCCUAUAGUGCCGGCCUGACCACGCCGCCACCCACAGCCUCUCUCCCUUCGCCCUACGACCACCACCAGCAGCCGUCGUCGGCCGCCAACGUGGGUGCGUCCAACAACGGUGGCAACAACCCCUACACCCACCACCCGCAGGGAUUUCAGAGCCAGCUGAGCUUCAUGUCGGCAGGCUCGACGGCCUCGGGUAGCUCGCCCGGUGCGGAAAACCACCACCACAGCCAGCACAACACCCACCGCGCUCAGCACCAUCAGCAGUCGGUCCAAAUUGACCCGUUCCUGGCUGGCGGCGGCGGUGGUGGUGGUACGUCCGGUGUUCACCAGCACCACCAGACGACGGGCGGUGCCAGUGAGCUGCCCGACUGGGACGCCAACGACAUGACGUCUGCGCUCGAGGGUUGGCCGGCGGUGAACGGUGCGCCUACCUCGACCACGACCUCCACAGCACCGCAAAACCGCGGCCAGAAGCGUGGCCGGUCCGACAGCCUCGACGGCGGCAACGGCGGCUUCCCUGCGGCGUCCAUGCCGAAGCUCAACCACAACGGCUUCAACAACUGGCGGUAA